GUGCUUGUAGGUUGCUCUGAAUUACCUGCUGGAUAAGUUGGGUGGGGACUACUCGAAAACGGUAGGUGUGAUUGAUCUUGGAGGUGGGUCCGUGCAAAUGGCAUAUGCCAUUUCUCCUGCCACCGCUGUUGCCGCUCCAGGAGUGCCUCACGGCAAGGAUCCUUAUGUUACAAAAGAGUAUCUCAAGAGAAGAGAUUACAACGUUUAUGUUCACAGCUACUUACGCUACGGCGCCUUAGCUUCUCGCGUAGAGAUCUUCAAGGCUAAGGAAGGACCAUUUAGCUACUGCAUGCUUCGUGGCUUCAGUGGCAAAUACACCUACAACGGUGAGGAGUACAAUGCUACCGCGUCAACGGGAGGUGCACAAUACGGGAAGUGCAGAGGUGAUGUAAUGAAGGCACUCAAACUUGAUGCUCCUUGCCAAGCCAAGAAGUGCACCUUCGACGGCGUGUGGAACGGCGGGGGCGGCCCCGGCCAGGCCAACCUCUAUGUCGCAUCUAGCUUCUACUACAUGGCCUCGCAGGUUGGCCUCAUCGACAGUGAUGCACCAAGCGGGACGUCCACCCCAAUGGCUUUCAGAGCCGUUGCCUAGAAGAUAUGUAGAAUGAGCUUGAAAGAAGUGAAGGCUAAGUACCCCAAGGUCCGCGACAUACCCUACGUUUGCAUGGACCUCGUCUAUCAAUACUCCUUCCUCGUCGAUGGG
This is a messenger RNA of Triticum aestivum (bread wheat), 703 nucleotides long. Its product is annotated as probable apyrase 3. NCBI's taxonomy places the organism in Eukaryota, Viridiplantae, Streptophyta, Magnoliopsida, Poales, Poaceae. Gene Ontology annotation, biological process: nucleoside diphosphate catabolic process. The record is from RefSeq and is a predicted model, not a curated record. The transcript has 4 exons. Gene Ontology annotation, molecular function: nucleoside diphosphate phosphatase activity. The coding region runs from base 98 to 592 and encodes 164 amino acids. Gene Ontology annotation, cellular component: membrane.